Messenger RNA from Yamadazyma jaroonii, 1095 nucleotides. NCBI's taxonomy places the organism in Eukaryota, Fungi, Ascomycota, Pichiomycetes, Serinales, Debaryomycetaceae. The record is from the annotation of a GenBank genome assembly.
AUGUCAGCAGCAAAGAAGAUAGAGAGUAUAACGUUUGAAUCAUCAAGGAAUUUCAGGUUUCGUUUAGUACUUUCAACAUUAUCAGGAACUCCAAUUAAAAUCACCAAAAUCAGAUCAAAUGAAUUGAAUCCUGGGUUAUCAAGUUAUGAAUAUUCUUUCUUAAGAUUAUUAGAUUCCGUGACUAAUGGUACUCACUUAGAGAUCAGUUACACCGGUACCACCGUUACCUAUAGACCAGGGAUCAUUACGGGGGGAGAAAUCACCCAUAAUUGUGAUAAAGGUAAACCUAUUGGAUAUUACCUCGAACCAAUGUUAUUGUUGGCACCAUUUUCUAAGAAGAAAUUCUCCAUUAUUUUCAAAGGUAUGACCAGUUUAGGGUCUAAUGAUACUUCUGUGGAUAGUUUGAAAUGGGGAGUAUUACCAUUGAUGGAUAAAUUCGGAGUAAGAGAUGUUUCCAUACAUAUAUUAAAGAGAGGAGCCCCACCUUUGGGAGGAGGUGAAGUUCAUUUAUUAUGUAACUCCUUAAUACCUCAACCUUUAACUUUACAUGCAUUAGAAGCUUCGAAAAUAUCGGCUAUAAGAGGAGUGGCCCAUUGUGCUAGAGUGUCACCAUCUAUAGUUAAUAGAAUGAUUGAUACCGCAAGAAAUAUUUUACGUCCAACAGGUGUAGAAGUUAACAUAUCAGCCGAUGUUUGGAGAGGAGAAAAUAGUGGGAAAUCCCCAGGGUUCGGUAUAACAUUAGUAGCUGAACUGAAAAAAGGAUGGAGAAUUUAUACCGAUGGGGUAGGAACUCCCGGAGCAUUACCUGAAGAUGUGGCUGAAAAGGUAGCUUAUAAUUUACUUUAUGAUUUAAAGACCAGUUGUGUGGUUGGUAAAAAUCAAUUACAAAUGGCUCUUUGUUUUAUGACCAUCGGUAAAGAAGAUGUAGGAAGAUUAUUAAUCAAUAAAGAACAAAUCGAUGAACAAUUAUUCUUUGAUUUGAAUGAUAUAAAGAAGAUUUUCGGUACGGAAGCCUUCUUAAAACCCGAAGAUUCAGAUUUCUUACUUUCAAUCAAAGGAGUUGGGUUUACUAAUGCAUCGAAGAAAAUUGCCUAA